AUGCAAGCCUUAAUGAAACUUGGUCUCUUCCUGUGCUUCAGUCACGCCCUCGCAGUGAACAACGCCUAUUUGCCGGCUAGCGAAAAUUACGCUCAACACAAUCCACUUGCCACGGAAUACUACAGUUACACUGCACCAGCGGAGGAUGACCAGUCGCUGCCCUUGCAAGCGGCAGCCCGUCAGCUGGCCAAGGCAUUCACACCUCCCCAGCAAGUUGUGUUUAUUCGCACGCCAGAAACAAAUCUCUUCACGCUAACUGCCAAACAGCUGGCGGCACAAAAUGCGCUGGAUAUCUAUGUGCUUCAGCGGCAAAUGGAUACCGCGUCUUUGGAGCAACAGAGGGCAGCCAUCGAGCAGCAGGCGGGUCACAAGCCCAGUGUACACUUUGUCAAAUAUCGUACGCCCGAAGAUGUGACUCGUGCUCUAAAUAGUCUGAGGUCUGGCUACGAUCAGCUGCCGGGCAAAACCAGUGUCCACGCGGUGGAAACAGCAAAGGUCAUUCAACUUAAUCCAGCAGUUACUGCUGCACCUCUACCGCCUCCUCCUCCGCCACAAUACAGACAGCAGUCACCGGAGCAGGUGGUGUUCAAGAUUUUGCCCAAGGGCGGCGUCGAUUAUGAGACUCACGAGCAGGCCAAUGAGCUCGAAACUGCCAAGUUGCAGGCACUGUUCCGGCAAUACCUACCCACUGGUCAACAUUAG
Molecule: messenger RNA, 702 nt
Organism: Drosophila nasuta
Lineage: Eukaryota; Metazoa; Arthropoda; Insecta; Diptera; Drosophilidae
Gene: TwdlS
Product: TweedleS
Exons: 2
Coding region: 1-702 (233 amino acids)
Biological process (GO): chitin-based cuticle development
Cellular component (GO): chitin-based extracellular matrix
Molecular function (GO): structural constituent of chitin-based larval cuticle
Source: RefSeq, a predicted model, not a curated record